CUUUUUUUUUUUGGUAGUUUGCUUUGGCUCACCUGUGUUUCGACCGUUGCUUUUCUCAACGUCUCUCUCUCAUCAAGCUUCACCUUAUUCCCACCAUAACCAGGGCUCUCAAACUUGCUUCUGUUGACAGCUUGAACAGUUCCUUACAAAUUUGGUGAGAAAUAAGCAACCAUUCCCUCGCGAUUUCUGUUUCGACUCGAGCAUGAAAAAUUCAUAGAGAUUGGCGAGGUAAAGGGAUAGAGAGGUAAGAGAUAGAAAUGGGAUGUUCUACAUCGAAGUUGGAUGAUGAAGAGGCUGUCCAGUUAUGUAAGGAUCGAAAAAAGUUCAUUAAACAAGCCGUUGAGUAUAGAAUGCGAUUUGCCUCUGGACAUAUUGCCUAUAUCCAGUCCUUAAAAAGAAUUUCUGCUGCUCUUCGUGAUUAUGUCGAAGGAGAUGAGCCCCGUGAGUUCUUAUUAGAUUCAUACACAACCACCCCACCCUUUACACCCAUAAAGAAAAUGAGCUCAGAUUUCAUCUCUAUAUCACCAAAUUCCUUCUCAUUAAAACCAAUCCAAUCCAAACACAACUCAUCUUUCAAAAUAAAUUAUCUUAGGUCAGGUGGGAACCAAUCAGUUGCUGUAGAGGAGAGACCACAAUCACCUGAAACAGUUCGAAUUGAAACCUACUCUCCAAUGCAACAUUAUGGGAUUGAUGGGUUUUUCGCAAUGCAGUCCUCACCCAUGAAUUCCUCCUCAUUCUUUUCUUUUUCCCCCAACCAGAGACCCAAUUUUCCUCCCCCUUCACCUCAAAAUUCCCAAUGGGAUUUCUUCUGGAAUCCAUUUUCUUCAUUGGACUAUUAUGGUUAUCCCACGAGGAGCAGCCUCGACCAGACUGUCUUGGAUGAUGAAUACACUCGACUAAGGCAGGUUCGAGAAGAAGAAGGGAUUCCCGAAUUAGAAGAGGAAACUGAACAAGAAGAAACUAAUAAGAAGGUAAAUAUGACCAAAGAGAACAUUUACAAUAAUGUCAGCAGUGCUGAAGAAGAAGUUUUUGUUGAAGAUGUUGAUGAGGAUGAUGACGAUGAUGAUGAUGACUGCGAGACAGACAGUGGCAAUGAAACCAAAAAUGAAGAGAAAGGAUUACAAUCUCAGGGUAGGCAGAACACAGAAGUAUCAAAAGCACAAAAUGGAGGACAAGUUACAAAUCAAGAAACUGCAGUUGCUGAUCAAAAAUGUAAUGAAGGAACACCAGGGUUUACUGUCUAUGUAAAACGAAGGCCAACAUGCAUGGCGGAAGUUAUUAAGGAUCUUGAAGAUCAGUUCAUGAUUGUUUGUGAUUCAGCUAGUGAGAUAUCAGCUAUAUUGGAGGCUAGCAGAGCUCAAUACUCAUCAACCUCAAAUGAACUCACAGCUAUGAAAGUGUUGAAUCCAGUAGCUUUGUUCCGGUCAGCUUCAUCUCGCUCAUCCUCAUCAAGAUUUUUAAUCAACUCUACAAGCUCCAGAGAUGAGGGUGAUGAGAGUACUAGUGACUUCUCAGAGGAAUCCACUAUGUUUUUGGGUAAUCACCAAUCGACGCUGGACAGAUUAUUUGCUUGGGAGAAGAAACUCUAUGAGGAAGUUAGGUCUGGAGAACGGAUUCGCAUAGCGUAUGAGAAGAAAUGCAUGCAACUCAGGAACCAAGAUGUGAAACGAGACGAUACUUCUUCAGUGGAUAAAACAAGGGCAGCCAUUAGAGAUUUGCAUACCCAGAUUAAGGUCUCAAUUCACUCGGUCGAAUCUAUUUCAAAGAGAAUUGAAACUUUAAGGGAUGAAGAAUUGCAGCCUCAGCUUCUAGAAUUGAUACAAGGGUUAGCAAGGAUGUGGAAAGUGAUGGCAGAGUGUCAUCAAUCGCAGAAGCGUACAUUAGACGAAGCUAAGCUCUUACUAGCUGGCACGCCUUCAAAAAAGGGUAACGCAAAGAAACACACUAUGAGUUCACCUUCUGAGCCACACCGGCUAGCCAGUUCUGCUGCAAACCUUGAGACAGAGCUCCGAAACUGGCGAGCAUGUUUUGAGUCAUGGAUCACUUCUCAACGAUUCUACAUGCAUGCAUUAGCAAGUUGGCUCCUCCGUUGCCUCCGUUCUGAUUCAGAUACCUCAAAGUUACCAUUCUCCCCUCGUCGAUCAGUUGGGACACCACCAAUAUUUGGACUAUGCAUACAAUGGUCCAAGUUCCUUGAUGCCAUUCAUGAGGACCCGGUGCUUGAUGGACUCGAUUUUUUUGCAAAUGGUGUUGGUUCUCUGUAUUCACAGCAGCUAAAGGAAGACUCCCGGCAGACUCCGGUUGGGUCCAAGAGAUUUGGAGGUGGGUUUCUGGCGGAAUCUGGCGGGAAAAUGGAUAUGAUGGAGAUUGGGCAGUUGGAAGAGGAUGUAAUGACUGUUGAGAAAAUGGCUGAAUUUGCCGUUAGGGUCCUAUGUGCUGGAAUGUCAGUUGCUGUGAGCUCGCUCACAGAGUUUGCUGUUGGUUCAGCAGAAGGAUAUGCUAACUUGGUCAAGAAAUGAGAGAAUGCCAAGUCAUAGUCCAACAGACUAGGAUGUAAUUUCCGGUAUUUUGUUAGGUAGGUUUUUUUUUUUUUUUUUUGGUUAUUUCUGGUAUUUCGUUCGGUAAUUUCUGUAAUUUCUGGUUUUUUUUUGGCUGGGGAUAGGUAAUUUAGUAUGGGACUCCAUGUAAAUUUAACGUAAGUUUCUACACGCAUAGAAGUGGCUAUCUUACCAUCUAA
Molecule: messenger RNA, 2737 nt
Organism: Cornus florida
Lineage: Eukaryota; Viridiplantae; Streptophyta; Magnoliopsida; Cornales; Cornaceae
Product: protein ALTERED PHOSPHATE STARVATION RESPONSE 1-like
Exons: 5
Coding region: 258-2519 (753 amino acids)
Source: RefSeq, a predicted model, not a curated record